Molecule: messenger RNA, 3318 nt
Organism: Pleuronectes platessa (European plaice)
Lineage: Eukaryota; Metazoa; Chordata; Actinopteri; Pleuronectiformes; Pleuronectidae
Product: solute carrier organic anion transporter family member 1C1
Exons: 14
Coding region: 15-2123 (702 amino acids)
Biological process (GO): transmembrane transport; sodium-independent organic anion transport
Cellular component (GO): membrane
Molecular function (GO): protein binding
Source: RefSeq, a predicted model, not a curated record
GACAUUUCUGGAGGAUGGAGGACAGAGCUGAGCAAGGGCACACGCAGGAGAAUGGACGCGGUGACGGCGCGGCCAGAGAACCCCGCUCCUCUGCCUGCAACAGCCUGAAGAUGUUUCUAGUGGCUCUGUCCUUUGCCUAUUUUGCAAAGGCCCUGUCGGGGAGCUACAUGAAGAGCACAAUAACUCAGCUGGAGAGACGCUUUGACAUCCCCAGUUACCUAAUAGGUGUCAUUGAUGGGAGCUUCGAGAUAGGUAACCUGCUGGUGAUAGCCUUCGUCAGCUACUUUGGGGCAAAGCUCCAUCGGCCAAAGAUCAUUGCAAUGGGAUGUGUGCUGAUGUCCAUCGGCACCUUCAUCAUCGCUCUGCCUCACUUCAUCAUCGGACGCUAUGAGUUUGAAACCUCGGUGCGGUGGGCAACAAACUCAACACUUAAUCCGUCUCCAUGUCCGGUGGGUGCAGCAGCUGACCUGACCCGAGAUGGUAAACUGCUGGAAGUGCCAGCCAAGGGCUGUGAAAGUGAGUCCAACCUGUCAAUGUGGAUCUAUGUGCUCCUGGGAAAUGUCCUGCGAGGGAUCGGAGAGACGCCGGUUCAGCCUCUGGGGAUCUCUUACAUAGAUGAUUUUGCUACCGAGGAGAAUGCUGCUCUAUAUGUGGGCUGUGUGCAGACGAUUUCGGUGGUUGGACCAGUGUUUGGAUACCUGUUAGGCUCCCUGUGUGCCAAAAUCUAUGUGGACAUUGGAUUUGUAAAAAUGGAAACUAUCACCAUCACCCCUGCAGAUGCCCGCUGGGUGGGGGCCUGGUGGCUGGGCUACCUCAUAGCAGGGGUCAUCACCCUGCUCUCUGCUAUUCCAUUCUGGUUUCUCCCCCGCUCUCUGCCCAUGUCUGGGCCCCAGGGACCAGAGAAGUGCACACCUGAGCAGACGAGCUUCAUCAAAACCCCACCCCCCAUGAAGCACAAGUAUCCAGCAGAUGAACAUACCAGUUUUAUAGAGAUGGCCAAAGACUUUAUUCCAUCCCUGCGCACUCUGCUGGGACACCCGGUGUAUCUGAUCUACCUGUGUGUGACAGUCAUCCAGCUGAACUCGCUCAUCGGCAUGGUCACCUACAAGCCCAAGUUCAUCGAGCAGCACUUCAGGCAGUCUGCCUCAAAGGCCAACUUCCUGAUGGGUGUGAUAAAUAUCCCCGCGGUGGCACUGGGGAUGUUUUCAGGAGGUCUGCUGAUGAAGAGGCUCAAGCUUAAUCUCAUGGGAGCAGCCAGGUUCGCAUUCGGCACAUCUCUGAUUGGCUACUUCCUUUCGUUGUUCUUCUUUGCGAUGAGCUGUGAGAACGCCAAGAUAGCCGGAGUGACGCUUUCGUACGACAGCAUGGACAGGAUAUCUUAUGAUAAACAUCCAGUGGUCACAGCCUGUAACUCAGACUGCUUGUGUUCACCGAGCGACUGGGACCCGGUCUGUGGAGAGAACGGCAUCACAUAUGUUUCUCCCUGCCUCGCUGGCUGCUCCACCUCUGCUGGCUCAGGGAGAAACACUGUCUUCUCUAACUGUAGCUGUGUCGGUGUGGCUGGUAACUUUACGGCCACUACAGGUCAGUGCCUAGACAAGGACGACUGCGACGGGAUGUUCCCGUACUUCCUGGCUCUCUCUGUCAUCUCUUCCUUCAUCAUCUCCCUUGGUGGGACACCAGGCUACAUGAUUCUCAUCAGGUGCAUAAAACCACAGCUGAAGUCUCUGGCCUUGGGUUUCCAUGCUCUGGCAACACGUACCCUCGCGGGGAUCCCGGCCCCCAUCUACUUCGGGGCGAUCAUUGACACCACAUGUCUAAAGUGGGGUCAGAAGAGGUGUGGGGGCAUAGGAGCCUGUAGAAUCUACAACACCACUGCAUACAGGAUUGCGUACCUCGGCCUGACAAUGAGCCUGCGGACCGCCUCGUUCCUCAUCUGCAUCCCAGGCUUCAUUCUGCUCAGUCGACAGCUGAAGAGGGAGGAGAGAAACGCCGUCAACGCAGCUCUGGCCAACGGCAGCACGGAGCUGGAGGCGCUCAGGAAGGAGGAGCUCACGAUUUCUAAUUCUGACCAGUUGCAGCAAUUGUCAGAUAACAGCACAGACAGGGAGACACGGCUGUGAACGACCCCGCAGAACUGACUCCUUUGUCCCCUUCACACACACUAAUACACACACACACAUACCACAGAUGAACAAAUACAACCAACCACACACAAACACAUAUAUUUAUAUAUAUAUAUACAUACAUACAUACCUAUCCACAGUGAUACUGUACACGCACAAACACAAACACACUUGCACAUUGAGAUUUGCAGGGAAUUACACCUUUUAACAAUUUAUCUCGUAUAGAGCAAAUUCUAUAUUUGUACUACUGGACCUUUGGAGGCUUUCUGAAUUUGACAGAAAUGAAAUAUUUCUUGAAUGUACAUGCUGUUAUUUUUAUUCCUUUAUAAUUAUAAUAUUUCGAAACAUUUGCCAAUGUUUCGAAGGCAGCACAAGAGAUUAGAUGAGGAAUGUGAUUCAUGCAUACAACUGCAAAACCAGAGUCAUUCCGAACACCAGCAUUUACAAAGUAGCCUCUUGGAUUUUUGUUUCCUUUCGGAAGAAUGAAGUCAGAAAAGAAGUGGCCUUAAAAAAACGAGGCGGACUUUAAUUUUGAUCAUGAAUUCAUACAAUUCAUUAUGGAAAAAUAGGCCUUCGUAGAGACAGGUGGGGAGGACAUUUUUUUGUAACUUUUAAAAGAGCAGGGUGUUGUAGAAAUAUGUGUCGGAACAUGUAUUUCAGGAACUCAUAGAGGGCUCGGCUGUUAUUUGGACGUCUUUGCCUCAUUCACUCGACAGUUUACCUCGGAAUCAUGCGCGUCAUCCUUCUCGCCGAUUGUAGAAAGCUGCAAUUUUCAGUCACAUCUGAAAAGUUUAUUUUACUAACUAAUCCAAAUUUUAAUUUAAACUGUCUCUGCACUCGUUUAGGAAAAGUUUCAGUUCUGAUCCAACUGACUCUAAAACUUUUGUCUUGUACUUUUGAGACCAAAGUCUUUUGCAGUUUUGUGCUGUGCGCUUUCGGGAUGUGACUUUGUUCCUUUGGUAUUCAUACUCGCAGAAAAUGGCAAUGGGGACCAGUUUGGGGACCAGUCUGAUUUCACUAUCGACGGCUGCCACAAGGAGGCAGUACCAUAACUUUCUUUGUAUGGUGAUAAGGAAAAUAUUUAAGAAUACACAAUCUGCUAAAAGUCUGCCUUUGUCUUGCUGACUUGUUAAAGCUCUGCUUCUGCGUCUCCAGCCGCAGCUGGAUAUGUUUCACUGGUCAGUGUUUUUAC